Molecule: messenger RNA, 466 nt
Organism: Protobothrops mucrosquamatus (brown spotted pit viper)
Lineage: Eukaryota; Metazoa; Chordata; Lepidosauria; Squamata; Viperidae
Product: fructose-bisphosphate aldolase B-like
Exons: 3
Biological process (GO): glycolytic process; fructose 1,6-bisphosphate metabolic process
Cellular component (GO): cytosol
Molecular function (GO): fructose-1-phosphate aldolase activity; fructose-bisphosphate aldolase activity
Source: RefSeq, a predicted model, not a curated record
UAGGGGAAGAGUUAACUAGUAGCAUUGCGUGAAAGAUAUAAAAAGUUUCCGCGUGGCAGAAUUCGCCCCGUUUGGCUGAAGCCACCUCAUCCAUUCACAAGAAUUUCUGGGAGAGGCAGUGAAGAUCCACCAACACGCCACCAUGACCCACCAGUAUCCAGCACUCUCUCCGGAGCAGAAAAAGGCACUCUCUGACACAGCUCAGCGGAUCGUUGCUACUGGCAAAGGGAUCUUAGCUGCAGAUGAAUCUGUAGGGACAAUGGGCAACAGGCUGCAACGCAUCAACGUGGAGAAUACAGAAGAAAAUCGCCGUCAGUUCCGUGAUAUUCUCUUCUCUUCCGACCCAACCAUCAAUCAACAGAUUGGGGGAGUUAUUUUCUUCCAUGAGACCCUCUAUCAGAAGGACAACACUGGAAAACUCUUCCCAACUGUCAUCAAGGACAAGGGCAUAGUGGUUGGAAUCAAG